CACUGAUGAUGUGUUUCUUUUGUUUGCGUGUGUGAGUGAUGUCUCCGCCAUUGGAACUCAUUUAAGCCGAGAACUGAAAUAGGUUGUACCUUUCAUAAAUCGGCAAAAAUCUUUACAAUCUUCCUUUCUUUACUUGUAAUAUUUAGUCAUAUUCCGUGCACAAACAUUCUAUCCGAUGGCAGACAGAGACACAGAUGAGUUAAACAUCGACAAUGUCAUAAAAAAAUUACUAAAAGUCCGGGGCGAGAAGCCUGGCAUGAAUGUACAGUUAACGGAAAUCGAGAUCAAAGGGCUAUGCUUAAAAUCGCGGGAAAUAUUCUUAUCACAGCCCAUAUUACUUGAAUUGGAAGCCCCUCUAAAAAUAUGCGGUGACAUCCACGGACAGUACUAUGACUUGCUCCGGCUCUUUGAAUACGGAGGCUUCCCGCCCGAGUCCAACUACCUGUUCCUCGGAGACUACGUGGACCGUGGGAAGCAGUCGCUGGAGACCAUCUGCCUGUUGCUAGCAUACAAGAUCAAAUAUCCGGAGAACUUCUUCUUAUUACGGGGGAACCAUGAGUGUGCUAGCAUUAAUAGGAUUUAUGGAUUCUACGACGAGUGCAAACGGAGGUAUAACAUCAAGCUAUGGAAAACGUUCACAGACUGCUUCAACUGCUUACCCGUCGCAGCUAUAGUUGACGAGAAGAUCUUCUGUUGCCACGGCGGUCUCUCACCGGACCUGCAGGCCAUGGAGCAGAUCCGGCGGAUCAUGCGGCCCACCGACGUGCCCGACCAGGGGCUGCUGUGCGACCUGCUGUGGUCCGACCCCGACAAGGACACCACAGGAUGGGGCGAGAACGACCGCGGCGUCAGCUUCACCUUCGGCACCGAGGUGGUGGGCAAGUUCCUGUCGAAGCAUGAGUUCGAUCUGAUCUGCCGCGCGCAUCAAGUGGUUGAAGACGGUUACGAGUUCUUCGCCAAGCGACAGUUGGUUACUCUAUUCUCGGCGCCCAACUACUGCGGCGAGUUCGACAACGCGGGUGCCCUGAUGUCUGUGGACGAGACGCUGAUGUGCUCGUUCCAGAUCCUGAAGCCGGCCGACAAGCGCAAGCUGUACUCCGGCCUCAACAUGGGCCGCCCCAACACCCCGCCGCGCGCGCAGCCCAAGAACAAGAAGAACUAACCGGCUGUGCUCGUGCGCGCCCGCAUGGACCGCUCCCUCCGUGUGCUCUAUUGGCAUCCCGCGACCCCGGCGUGUGCCAAACAACCCACCAGGGUCUACACUUCACCUGGGCAUUCACAAACAAAAUCACUCCUACAUACCACCCUGUAUAUACAGGGUGACCGACACCAUAUGCCACCCUGUAUUAUACAGGGUAACCGACACCCAAGUUAUUUUAUUUGUCAAUGUCUACCCUCUUAGAGAGCGUUCUUCUUAGAUAUAACCUCGGAUAACGAUCCGAUAGUUUAUAAGCGUUAGGCCUAGCCUUCGAGCCUAAGUCGUUUUCUAGCGUUGACUGUCUCUCGGCGUAGUUAAACCUCCUGCAGGCGACUCAUUCGUAUUUAACCGUCAAUAGAGUGCACUUUUCAUUGUAUUUUUUACUUAUGGACUUUCCAUUAUUUUUUUUUAAUGUUUUUAAAAAUGAAAUUCUAGCAAUCAAGUCUUAUUUACCAGUACUCUGUUGCGUUGUUCGUUAUUGCGGUCGUCUUAGAGUUCAAUAUUGCUCGCAUUGACCAACAAUUGCUGGAAAAUUGUGUUCGGCGUUUAGACAUGAGCAUACGAGAUUGCAAAUCGUCAGUGUUGCCAUCCUUUCCGUAUUUAUUUGUCUUGUCUGUGGCGAUUUGUGUAACGACCUUCUUUCUUAAAGGCUUAAACUCUUGAAAGAGAUUUUAUUUACAAUAAUGUUAUACAGGGUGACAUGGGAUACCUACCUGAUCAAGUAUUGGAAAGGUUUUGUUAGUUUUUUUUAAUUGUUUACGAUACAUUUGAGAAUAAAAAACUUAUUUGUUAAGUUUCCGUUGUAAGGGCUAUAAUAAUUUGUUCAUGUUAACUAUCGCUUUGAAUUAGUAAAAAUUAAAUAGUGAUCACGACUCAAAUGUCAUCCUGUAUAACAUAGCUAAGCCAGUGUCGCGCGUAGUGAUAAAUUUAUUUAAAAAGCAGUAAUGUACGGCCCGGGUUCCCUGCGUAAUUUAAAAUGUGGAAGAAUGUCUCGUGAAUACAAAAUAAAAUGUAAUUGUCUGUGCGUAUGACUGCGUAUGUGUGUGUAUUCAAUAUCCAACUGGUUAAUGUAAGUUAGUGCGAUCUACGUUGACACUGAUAUAUCGUUAAACUGAACGUCAACCCUUUGGUCGCUAAGGACGUCAAAAGACGCGCGCGGCUACAGCCCAAUAUCAACCUUCGUGCUCUAUGACAAGGUUCAAUAUGGCGUUCAAAGGGACUAAAUUAGUUCCAUUGGCUGACAUUUUUUAACCUUUUCGACGCCGUGUCAAACACAAAAGCUGUCACUCGGACGCCACGUCACCGAAGUGUCAAAACUGAAAUUGAACUUUAUGCAUUGUUGCUCUGUGGUCUGUGACCGAUUAAUCUGUCUUUGGCGUUGAAUCUGCGGUGCGGAUAUAUCGGUCAUUGGCGUCCAAAAGGUUAAAUACUAUGACUGUAUCAAACAAGUAUAAGGCUCUCCUUAUAGGAAGCUGUUAACAAGCCUAUGUCACAUAACAUUAUUAUUUUGUGUUUGUUACAAACGCAAACAAAUCUUUGCUAAUUUUUGUCUGUAUAAAACACAAAUGACAAAAAUAAUGACAAACGAUUAUCAACAGCUUAUUGGACAGACGUUUAUUAAUAACGCCAUAAAUGAGUAUUAUAACAAUGGAAAUAAUAAUUUCUAAAUUUACUUGAGGUCAGGAAUGGAACUUCACGAUAUAACGCACUGUGGAACGCCGCCAUACUUGUGUUGAUACAUGUGAAUUUUGUUUUUCGAUGAUAACUUUUCAUGUACACAAAGAUUUGUACAAUUUGGUCGGGAUAGUCCUGAACAGAUUCCCAAGAACAGAACAAUCUCAUGUAACAAGUAUGGCGUCGUUCCACAGUGUGACGUCACGAAUACCAGUGUCAGUGUUGCCCCGCGUCGGUCUGAUCUCUUAUACUAAUCGGAUUAGUGCCCCAACACGAUGGAGAUUAUUUAGUUAACUAAUGGAGCGAUUACACUCGUCACUUCGCUGUACAGAUGUAGUGCAUAAUUAUUUUCCAUCGUAUUUUCACGGAAACGUACGAACGUGUCUUGCUACAAAAGCAAGACACGAGACAUUUCAGUCAGUUACGGUUAAAAAGGUACUGAGGUUGACUGAAGUAGCAUGACAAAUACGAACGUUUCCGAGACAAUACGAAGGAAAACAACAGCAUUACAUCUGUAUGUUACAUGUGUAUAUAAGAUUACGAAUGUCAGUGCGACCUCGGUUCACAUCAAGGACCUUUCUUAAAGCCGUUACAGACGGGCGUACCGGACUGCGACCUUCCGGUUAGCAUAUCUCUUUCUCUCACUUAUAGCUGCGUCCUUAACGGACCUUUCACACGAUCGGACUGGACCAGAAUCGCGGUCGGGUAUGCCCGUCCGUUACGGCCUUAACGUUGAAUUUGUUUCUUAAGGCGAUGGGAUUUGUGUAAACGCGUCAUUAUCCGAUAGUAACCGAGAUCAGUAUAUAAAAGAUCGAUGACAGAAAUGUAAUGAUAAUAUUGGAAAUAAUUGAUAAAGUAUAAUAAGUAGUAAGCAUAAAUAAUUUAAACGACGCAUAGUAUGUUGAAGGCAGAACAAACCGUCCCCCGUAUAGUGGUCGGACUUAGCAACUGAUGUAGUGCUUUUAGCAAUAAACUCUUAUACAACCUUAAGCUGUAUAAUUUC
Molecule: messenger RNA, 3875 nt
Organism: Cydia splendana
Lineage: Eukaryota; Metazoa; Arthropoda; Insecta; Lepidoptera; Tortricidae
Product: serine/threonine-protein phosphatase alpha-2 isoform
Exons: 9
Coding region: 176-1162 (328 amino acids)
Cellular component (GO): nucleus; cytoplasm
Molecular function (GO): protein serine/threonine phosphatase activity
Source: RefSeq, a predicted model, not a curated record